Molecule: messenger RNA, 1254 nt
Organism: Schistosoma guineensis
Lineage: Eukaryota; Metazoa; Platyhelminthes; Trematoda; Strigeidida; Schistosomatidae
Source: the annotation of a GenBank genome assembly
AUGUUAAUAAUGAUUAUUGUAUCUUUGAAUAUAUACAUCAAUUGUAUUCCUAUAUCGAAUAAUAUAUGGACAUUGAAACAAAAUACCGGUUCAUUUCAAUCACAAAAUCAAGUACAAACAUUUAAUACAAGUGGAUAUUCAGUUCAAAAACAAAGUCAAACACAAUCAUUUAUUAACACUUAUAACAAUGGACAACAAAUUAUUCAGCAGCAAAUUCAACAACAAAAUCAACAAUUUAAUUCAAUUCAAUCACAAGCUCAACAUCAAUCGAUAAAUUCUGGAAACUUGCAACCAAUAAAUACAUUACCAAUGAUUAUUCAACCAAACCAAAAUGAUGGUUUACAAAUUUCAAUUGAUCAAACACAACAACCAUUCGAUUCACAGAUAUAUAAUCAACCAGAAUCACUGAGUCAGCCACGAAAUGACGUUGGUCAUUCAAUACCUGAUCAUCAUCAACAACAAGAAGAACAAUCAACAGAACUACCUCAAGAAUCUCAGAACAGUGAAAUACAACGAACACAAGAAAUCCAGAAUGAAGCAAAUUCUCAACAACUCGAUUCAUCGCCACAAUCCGAUCAGUCACAAUCCAAUGUUGAUGAUUUGCUAUUGGUACAACCACCAUUAUCUGAACAGUUUCGAGCAAUACAGAAUGGUCAAAAUCAAUCAUCACAACAGUCACAGCCUGGAAUCGACUCACAACGUCAACCCGAUUCAUCACCACAAUCCGAUCAGUCACUAUCCAAUGUUGAUGGUUUGCUAUUGGUACAACCACCAUUAUCUGAACAGUUUCGAGCAAUACAGAAUGGUCAAAAUCAAUCAUCACAACAGUCACAGCCUGGAAUCGACUCACAACGUCAACCCGAUUCAUCACCACAAUCCGAUCAGUCACUAUCCAAUGUUGAUGGUUUGCUAUUGGUACAACCACCAUUAUCUGAACAGUUUCGAGCAAUACAGAAUGGUCAAAAUCAAUCAUCACAACAGUCACAGCCUGGAAUCGACUCACAACGUCAACCCGAUUCAUCACCACAAUCCGAUCAGCCACAAUCCAAUGUUGAUGGUUUGCUAUUGGUACAACCACCAUCGUCUGAUCUGUUCCAAGUAUCGGAUUCACCGAUUCCUAAUGUGUCAAAUCCAAUAGUUGAGCAGCAUUCGGAAUUUGAGAAUUCAUUCUCUAGUGAACCGACACGGUCACUCGAAUCUCAUCUAUCUCCAGAUUCUCCAUUAUCCGAUCAACAGCACCAGCGACUACGAUAA